Parasteatoda tepidariorum (common house spider) is the source of this 2009-nucleotide messenger RNA. Lineage: Eukaryota; Metazoa; Arthropoda; Arachnida; Araneae; Theridiidae. The record is from RefSeq and is a predicted model, not a curated record.
AAAUUAAAAAGAAUUGGCGCUGCAGUCGAAUAUAUUUGCACAUCUGGUUUUAUUCUGCUGCGAUCGUUUUGUUAAUUUUUUAAACUUUCUUUUUCAUAGUAUCAUUGCAUCAAAUCGUAGUGUAUUACUUGUACUGAACGCCUUCAAAAGAUUUCACUAUGUUCCUCUUUGACUGGUUUGCUGGCGUUUUAAGUUUCCUUGGAUUGUGGAAAAAGAGUGGGAAACUUUUGUUUUUGGGAUUGGAUAAUGCUGGUAAAACUACUUUAUUGCAUAUGCUUAAAGAUGACAGAAUGGCUCAGCAUGUACCUACUUUGCAUCCUACGAGAAGAGUAUGGAAAGAUUAUUUUCCUGCUGUGGAUGCAAUUGUUUUCUUAAUUGAUGCAUUUGAUCGUGAGAGAUUUCCUGAAGCAAAAGUAGAACUAGAUAGUCUUGUAUCUGAUGAGCAGCUAUCAAGUUGCCCUGUUUUAAUUUUGGGUAAUAAAAUUGAUAGAGCAGGGGCUGCCAGUGAAGAUGAAAUUCGAGCCUACUUUUGUUUACAUGGACAGACAACUGGAAAGGGGAAAAUAGCUAGAUCAGAAAUUCCUGGAAGGCCUAUAGAACUUUUUAUGUGCAGUGUUCUAAAAAGACAAGGUUAUGGUGAAGGAUUUCGUUGGCUGGCUCAAUAUAUAUAGCUCAAUAAAUUAAUUUUGUUUUAUUUAGAGACUCUUAUUGAAUCACCAAAUAAUGAGACUUAAAAUAGAAAAGUUUUGAACAUUAUAAAGCUUGUUGACAAUUCUUAAAAACUUUGAGAAUUUUUCUCUUCGAAUAUAUAUAUUAAAAAAACUUUUACCUUAUUUCAGUUUUAACUGUUUUCAAUUUGUUAAAACUAACAAAACUGCUUUUCUGUUAAGAUUUCUGGACUACUGAAAAAAACAAUCCUGUUAAUUACCACGAUAAAAAUGUUUCUUUGAAAAUUUUUAUUUAUCAUAUAGAGUGUUAUAUUUGGAAAGUUACAUUAGCUUUGGUGCAUCUCAUUAAAUGAGUAGCUUUAUUUUGAUAUCUUGUUUGAUUUUAUCUUAUAUGUAUAUUCUAAGUAUUAAUAUUUAUUAUUUUAGUAUGUUAAAUAUUUAAUUUAUAAAUUAUAGAAGUUUAAAAAAUUUAUUCAUCUGUAGGAUUUAUCCAUGUUUAAAUUGAGUCCUUUAUAAUCAAUCAGCACAGUAACGGUCAAAUUGCUUAAAUUACUUAAAACAUAUGGCUUUUAGCAUUGUUAAUGUGCAUCUUUUACUGUGAAUCUAUUGUUUACUAAGCCUCCUGCAAAAUGCCUUAUUUUUUUUUUUACAUUAAAGUUAAAAAUUAUUAUCUAAUGCAUGUAAUUGUUCUGUAAAAUGUAGGAAAGAAAUAUCGCUAAAAUAUUACUUCAAAUUUUAGAAUGUUUAAAUAAUGAAAUAACAUUGCAAUAUGAAAUGAAUGUGUUAAUUGAUAAUUUUUUUCCCUUUUAUUUUGCACUUUUUUUUGAAUGAAUUUAUUGUGAUUUAUAAUAUCCAAAGGAUUGAAUCUGUUAGACUUGCUUUUACUAAGAGUAUCCCUUGUUGAUAUUAAUCUGAGAGACUUGUUGCACAUUUUUGUUAUCUGUGCAUGAUAAUCAUAUUUAAAUGCAUAACAAUUUUUUGAAGUGCAAUCCAUUGUUUGCGCACAUUAUAGCAGAAACUUUGCUGUAAAAUUAUUUUGCUUAAUAGUGCUUUUUCAUAAAUGUAAAUAACUCAAAUACAGUGCCAAUAAGAUAAUUGAUUUGUGAUAGUCCUGACUUUUGCAUUGGUUAAUUUCUACUUUAAAGUGAAUAAAGGUUGUCUAAUUAAACUUUCAUUACAAUAUGUCAUGCAACGAUAACAUCAGCAAUUUCAUCGAUCUGUUGAAAAUAUGUUCUUAUAAUUGAUUACAAAUCUUUUGUGACUCACAGUUUUUUCAUAUUUCUAUAAAAAUAUAAAAUCGUAUUGCAGUGCAGUACAUGCAAUAAAAUUAUUUGUAUAAAA